This is a messenger RNA of Arachis ipaensis, 1587 nucleotides long. The record is from RefSeq and is a predicted model, not a curated record. Lineage: Eukaryota; Viridiplantae; Streptophyta; Magnoliopsida; Fabales; Fabaceae.
AACUUAACCUAAUGUCUCGAGCUUCAUUCACAAUUCACACUUCACACACGAGCUUCUUCCUCACGAGCUGCUUCUUCUCUGGUCGCACGAGCUUCUUCCGCCGUUGCCGCUGUUCGCAUCCCGCGAUCUCUCUGUCAUCCCUUGUGUCGCACGAGCUCCUUCCGCCGCCUCUCUCGUCGCGUCUCCUCCCUUGGUCGCCAUCGUUGCAGAGCUCCCUCCGCCGCUUCGUCGCAUCUGCUCCCUUCAUCGCCGUCGUCACAGAGUUCUCUCCGCCGCCGCUCUUGUCGCGUUUGCUCCCUUAGUGAAUUUCAGGUUUAUUAAUUAUUUUACUAUCAGUGAAGAAAGAGAUUUUUUUGUUGGUCAUGUCUACAGCGAUUCGUGAAAAACUCAGCCCAACUCGGUGGAAACUCGGUGGUUGUUGUUGAAUGGAAAAACUUGAAGCGAAGCUCGGAAUGAUAGUUGACUCCAUUGGUAACUUUUUCUCUGGCAAAGACCAGCUUCCCUUGUGUGACCCUGCUCUAAAUGCAAGUGGUCUUGACAAAUUUCUUAAAUCAAUAGGAAAAAAUCCCUCAUAUGUUGAUUUGGAGUUGACUGAACAAAAAUUGACAAGAAGGGAAGGUAGAAGCUUUUCUUGUUUGAGGAAGCUUGCAGACAAGAUUGCAGUUUCUGGUUACUAUGUGGUUGUUCCGGACUUCUUUUAUGGUGAACCCUAUGAUCCUCAGAAUACUAAUAAACCUUUAGGAGAGUGGCUAAAAGAUCAUGGAACGGUUAAUGAUACCAUUGGAACACUAGCUAGAGGCAGAUUCUACAAUCAGGAUGUCAUUGCUGCUGUGAUCCUUGGUACAGGGACAAAUGCAGCAUAUGUUGAACGUGCAAAUGCUAUUCCAAAAUGGCAUGGCCCUCUCCCAAAAUCAGGAGACAGGGUUUUAGGGAAGAAGAAAGAGCAAAAAAGAAUGGGUGAGGAGAAUAUGCUGCUAUCUCUCAGGAAGUAUCUGAGAUCCUUCCUCCAUAUGAUCGACUCAUCUUAAUGGAGGGCCAAAUAAUAAUGCUUUUCAGAUGCAAGCGGAGAUUCAAUUGCUUUCGCCACUCGUUCCUGUUCGUCAAUUGAGCUUCCUCAGGUUGCUGGUCCAUCAUGGGCACCCUUUGCUUCUUGGAUCACUGGUUGAUUACUUGGGUUGAGCAUUCCCAAUAUGAUGAGAGUCUCAUUCACCAACUGUAUCGGCCGUUGAUUGCUAAGGAAUCUAAUGGGAAUAAGGAUGCUAUGGACCUUGAGAUUUGUUCAAGAGGGAAUGUGGUGGGGAAACUAGUAAGAACAAAGCACCAUAAGGAAAUUAUUUUCCCUUUGGUGAUCAACUCUUCGGAAUCAAACCUAUCAAGUUCAAGAAGAAUUCAUGCACAUAUGGCUGAUGGAUGUUGAUUCAUGUCCAUUUUUUGAGAAAGAAUUCAGUUAAUCUUUCUGUAAUAUAUGUAAAAUUGUGUAAAAUUUAGUACGAUUGAACAAUAUACUGAGGAUUAUAGUUGAUAAUACACUUUGUUUAUGUUUUGAAUUAUAUUUACUUGCUUGUUUAUAAUAAUUUUCUUUUAGUU